Iphiclides podalirius (scarce swallowtail) is the source of this 297-nucleotide messenger RNA. NCBI's taxonomy places the organism in Eukaryota, Metazoa, Arthropoda, Insecta, Lepidoptera, Papilionidae. The record is from the annotation of a GenBank genome assembly.
AUGCGUGCACUGGUCGACCCUAAAGGAAACGCCGCGCCGCCGCGUGCGACUAGCGCGUCAUUUGGCGGGGGGGAGGGGGGUGGGGGACCGGGAGGGGGAGGGGCGGGGAGGGAAGGGCGGCGCAACGCACGGCGCGGCGCGGGCGUGCACACACACGCGCACGCGCACGCUCGCGCGCGGACGAAAGUCGGACCCACGCACGCGGUCGUACGCACUAUCGUGAAACAAAGAGAAACGACACGGGGCGACACGAUGCCGGCCACGGCGCGGCGCUCUGCAGGGCCCUCCUACGUCAGU